AUGGAACAAGUAUUUAAUGAUCUAAUGAAACAAUCAAAAAAUGAUGUGAACAGCCUCGUUAAAUGGAUACAGGACGCCAAGCUCAUUGAAGCGACGAAGGAAGGAGAGGAGAAGGCUCGCGCAAUGUUCGCUGGCGUCGACCAAAAGAAUGUGGAGAUGGCCAAAUUCAAGGAGGUCGUGGAGAACUUGGCCAGUGAACAACACAAAUCUUUUGAGGAGUUCUCAAAACAACUUGCUGAAGAGGGUCCAAAGUUAAUGCAAUCGGCCAUGGCGGGUGUCGCGGCGCUAAAGGAUAAAUUCAUGAAAUAA
Molecule: messenger RNA, 309 nt
Organism: Arctia plantaginis
Lineage: Eukaryota; Metazoa; Arthropoda; Insecta; Lepidoptera; Erebidae
Source: the annotation of a GenBank genome assembly